AUGGAAACAGGAAAUCUAACAAUUAUCAAGGAUUUUGUCCUUCUGGGACUUUCUGGAUCAGCAGAGCAGCAACAUUUCCUAUCUGUGCUCUUCCUAUGUAUGUACUUAAUCACUAUAUCAGGCAACAUGCUCAUCAUCUUGGUUGUGGGCUUUGACUUUCACCUCCAUUUACCCAUGUAUUUCUUCCUUAGUAACUUGGCCUUUGUUGAUAUCUGUUUUACCUCAACUACUAUCCCCCAAAUGAUAGUGAACAUCGUGACUGAUACACAGACAAUCUCUUUCAUAGGAUGCCUCAGCCAGCUUUUCUUCUUCAUUUCUUUUGUGAAUAUGGACAGCCUUCUUCUCUGUGUGAUGGCAUACGAUAGGUAUGUGGCAAUUUGCCGCCCUUUACAUUAUACUGCAAUUAUGAAUCUGCCCUUUUGUGUCCAGCUAGUGGCUGGGCUCUGGAUUGUCACUUAUCUCCAUGCCCUCUUACACACUCUCUUAAUGGCACAUCUGUACUUCUGUGCUUCCAAUAUCAUCCACCAUUUCUUCUGUGAUCUCAACCCUCUCUUGAAGCUCUCUUGCUCUGAUAUAUCCCUCAAUGUGAUGGUUAUUUUUAUAGUGGGAGGUCUAUUUGCUCUCACUCCCCUUAUCUGCAUCCUCAUAUCUUAUGGACUGAUCUUCUCCACGAUCCUGAAGAUCACGUCUACUCAGGGGAAACAGAAAGCUUUCUCCACCUGUGGCUGCCACCUAUCAGUGGUGGUGUUGUUCUAUGGCACAGCCAGUGCUGUCUAUUUCACCCCCUCCUCCUCUUUUACCCCUGAGAGUGACACCUUGUUAGCCAUCAUGUAUACAGUGGUGACUCCAAUGGUAAAUCCUUUCAUCUACAGUCUAAGGAACAACGACAUGAAGAGAACACUUCAGAAAAUGCUUUGUAAGGAUUUACACUUUUAG
Messenger RNA from Panthera uncia (snow leopard), 936 nucleotides. RefSeq names its product olfactory receptor 1C1. Gene Ontology annotation, molecular function: olfactory receptor activity; G protein-coupled receptor activity. The coding region runs from base 1 to 936 and encodes 311 amino acids. NCBI's taxonomy places the organism in Eukaryota, Metazoa, Chordata, Mammalia, Carnivora, Felidae. Gene Ontology annotation, cellular component: membrane. Gene Ontology annotation, biological process: G protein-coupled receptor signaling pathway. The record is from RefSeq and is a predicted model, not a curated record. The transcript has a single exon.